AGUGCCCUGGGCUCUUUCAAUAAGACAUGUCGAAGAAAACACGGGAAAAUAAAGGAAUGAGAAUGAGCUACUGCUAGGGCUUGAAGCCCCACAGAGGAGAAUUUAACCAGGAGCCAAGCGCGUUUGAGUCACCAUCAAGAUUUGCCAGAGGUGAGCUCCGCACAUCCGCGUUAAGACUGGGAGACACGCCUUCUUCUCACACAAACCUUGCAGAUCCAGGCGCCUCAGACUGCGGACUCAGGGGUGGUGCCACAAGUCCUUCCACUUGCAGUGCUGACGGGCAGGGGCUGGGGAUCCGCCAGCGUGGGACCGAUCCAGCGCCACAGGUUGGAAAAAUAAGGAACUAUCCCCAUGAUGGUCGCCCUGUAAAGCAGAUCCUGUGUCGUUGCUAGUGUGGAAGCCCAGGAGUUCAAGGGCUCGGGAAAGGAGAAGGACGCCUCUGAAACCUGACACCCAGCCCUCUCGCAAAGGAAACUUCGCAGGCUGGCCUGACAAGACCAUCACUAUGACUGAUGGAGACUAUGAUUAUCUGAUCAAACUCCUGGCCCUUGGAGAUUCAGGGGUGGGGAAGACGACAUUUCUUUAUCGAUACACAGACAAUAAAUUCAAUCCCAAGUUCAUCACAACAGUAGGAAUAGACUUUCGGGAAAAACGUGUGGUUUAUAAUACACAGGGGCCAAAUGGAUCAUCAGGGAAAGCAUUUAAGGUGCAUCUUCAGCUUUGGGACACUGCAGGACAAGAGCGAUUCCGAAGCCUCACCACGGCAUUCUUCAGAGACGCCAUGGGUUUCUUAUUAAUGUUCGACCUCACCAGUCAACAGAGCUUCUUAAAUGUCAGAAACUGGAUGAGCCAACUACAAGCAAAUGCUUAUUGUGAAAAUCCAGAUAUAGUAUUAAUCGGCAAUAAGGCAGACCUGCCAGACCAGAGGGAAGUCAAUGAACGGCAAGCCCGAGAAUUGGCAGACAAAUACGGUAUACUAUAUUUUGAAACAAGUGCAGCGACUGGCCAGAAUGUGGAGAAAGCUGUAGAAACCCUUCUGGACUUGAUAAUGAAACGAAUGGAACAGUGUGUAGAGAAGACACAAGUCCUCGACACUGUCAACGGUGGAAACUCUGGAAAGCUAGAUGGGGAAAAACCAGCAGAGAAGAAAUGUGCCUGCUAGAUUCUACAUAGAACUCAUCAUCAAGAGCCCCACCCAAAUAUUACUUCCAAAAACAACGACAAACCACCAAAUCGUUGUUGAGUAGACUGUGCAUAAUUGCAUGUCUUUCUUUUUCUGACAGAAAAUCAAUUUUAAGAAACCAGAAUAGUCAACAGUGUUCAAAUGAAUUGACAGGUUGUUUCUGAGGCCCCUUCAAACAAGAUCAAAGAUUUUCUAAUAUGAUCUCACCAUCAUGGAUGUCCAAUUUGUUUUUCUUAGAAAUAAGAUGAGUAUAUAAGAGAGUAUACAAAGUGAAAUAUCAGUGAGUUUAAGUCAGAACAAAAAUUACUGUGUCAAAUUGGAGAAAGGGAUAGGCUACCAAUGAAAGAGUAUAAAAAGAUGAUUUAAAAAAAAAAAAAGAUUGGGUUUACUCCAUAUCUGAUUUGUACUUUUAGGUUUGCAUUGGGGAAACAUAUUAGCUAAAACUGGAUACACAAUAAAG
Messenger RNA from Pteropus alecto (black flying fox), 1643 nucleotides. It is a transcript of the gene RAB27B, whose product is annotated as RAB27B, member RAS oncogene family. Gene Ontology annotation, molecular function: GTPase activity; GTP binding. The transcript is spliced from 6 exons. Gene Ontology annotation, biological process: melanosome transport; positive regulation of exocytosis. Gene Ontology annotation, cellular component: secretory granule; melanosome. Lineage: Eukaryota; Metazoa; Chordata; Mammalia; Chiroptera; Pteropodidae. The record is from RefSeq and is a predicted model, not a curated record. Bases 506 to 1162 code for a protein of 218 amino acids.